AUUAUCAAAGCGCAUCAUUCUAGACUGAAAAAGGAUCAUUGUUUGCGUUCGGUUCAGCAGAUUGUACUUUGUAACUCACCACAUUACAGUUGGUUACCCACGUGACCGACUGUUUGAUAUUGCUACAAUUUUGUUACAAAUUAAACAGUCAUACCGAAAAGACACUUGAUUUAAUUAGUGUUUUUGACCAGAGAACAUGUGAACUGAGCAAUAAUUUAUAACAAGUGAAGUAGAAGCUGUACCAGUUUGAUUGCUCGAUUCAAAUCAUAAAACACGUAGGGCUUGCUGGCGAUGUUGUGCAUACUGAUUCGGAGAAUCGAAGAAAUUUACUUUGAUUCAGAUGACUGAAAGUGUUGCUUUGUGACCGCAGUGUUUGAAACCAGCCCGAGUGGAGUUUCCAGGAAAGUGUUGAACCAGAAAAGUGCCAAACAUUAAAAUGGUUCAAGAAAGUAGUAGGCUUUACUACGAACGAUUCACCUUCACCGCCGUCGAGCUCAAUUUGCUGUUCACUAACAUCACAUCGCUUUCGUCGAGCAAUUCAAGCGACAACAUCACGGAUCACACCUCGGAUGUCUCGGUUUUGCCCAACAACGGUUUUGCGACGAAUGGCAUUUUCUAUGUGAACGGAAGUGUCGCCAACCACAACAUUCCAACCGAGCCGGAUGAUGUUCGUGACGCGUUGUGGAUUGUGAUUCCGAUCAGCAUUAUAUAUUCAACCAUCUUCGUGAUUGGGGUCUUGGGAAAUGUGAUAACAUGCUUCGUUAUUUCCAAGAACAAAUCUAUGCACACGGCCACCAACUACUACCUAUUCAGCUUGGCCAUUUCGGAUUUGCUGUUGCUUUUGACAGGUGUACCUCAGGAAUUGUACCUGCUCUGGUUCAGGUACCCGUACCCUUUUGAUAACAACAUUUGCGUACUGCAAGGCUUUGCAGCUGAAACAUCUGCCAAUGCUACUGUGCUAACGAUAACAGCCUUCACAGUGGAGAGGUACGUCGCCAUCUGUAAACCAUUCCGAUCGCAUACCACAUCGAAGCUGUCACGGGCCGUCCGGUAUAUAUUGGCCAUCUGGAUGAUAGCGAUGUGCUUGGCAGUACCGCAGGCUUUGGCACUCGAAAUUGACGAACAAUACAGUAUGUGCACUAUCCGGCGGGACCAACAGCGGCACGUGUUUACCAUUUCGACGGUGAUUGUUUUCGUGUUCCCGAUGUGUGUUCUGACCAUACUGUACAUCCUAAUAGGACUGCAACUCCGCCGGUCGAAGGUAAUGAAAAGAGGAAUCCAACUGGGCAGCAGCAUACGGCUGAAGCACACAAUUUUCAAGAAAAACUCCCAUCGAACGAUUGUUUCCAUCAACUAUCAAAACGAUUCUCCCCAGCACUAUAGUGAAAGUAUGCUCAUGCAGCAACAGCAGCAGGCUCGAAUCUCCUUGCCAGGAAGCAUCAAUGGAAGCGGAAAUAACGUCAGCAAUCUUGGAGGCAACGAUUCCGGGACGCUUCCAGUCGAACGCAGCCUUUUGGCACACAACGCACAUCUGUUGGUGGAACAAACCAACUCACUUACUUCCGAGGACGGGCGAAUCAAUUACUCGAACCGGGUGCAGUACCACAGUACCCGGCAUGUGGUCAAAAUGCUAGUGGCCGUGGUGAUAGCGUUCUUCCUCUGCUGGGCCCCAUUUCACGCCCAGCGACUUUUUGCGGUCUAUGGCGGAGAUCAGAAUCACAAUGAAGCAAUACGUACGGCAUUCGUGAUUGUCACCCACAUCUCGGGAAUUCUCUACUUUGUAUCGACAUGCAUCAAUCCCGUCCUGUACAACAUCAUGAGUCACAAGUUUCGCGAGGCGUUCAAGGAAUGUCUCACAGCGCUCAAGUUCCAUUAACUCGCAAUCGUUAAACACGUGCUCAUCAGUAUGUUGUACAGUCACUCAUCCGCUGCAUCAAACUAGUGCGUUCAAUGAGACAACCACAAUCGCUGCUGCAUCACUUGAAGCUUGCUCAAACCAAAAUCAGAUCCGUUACCGAGAGACAGAUCUAGCAAGAUUGAAACGUCCUCUGGUCGUAUCGUUCCGGAAAAUACCACCAAUGGUAGCAAACUCUUCGUCUGAGGCACGCCAAAUCAGUACCCAUGGGUGCAACACUCAUCGACAAUUUUUCCAUCCGAAUGAGCAACACACCACCAAACUAAGAACUACUUCUGAUGCUGAUUCGUUGUCAUGUCGAAAACAGUGCUAUAUUCAUAAGACAUUACCAAACCACACUCAAACGUAUCGAAGCAAAUCGGCAUCUGAAAACGACUCUAUUCAGAGCCCUUCGAGUUGGGUUCGACAUGGAAAUAGCUUCCGUCCGAUACGCUUCAACAAGCACAGAUGGUGUCCAAUAAAAUAUUUCACCGAGAGCAAAUACUCCCCUCCGGAAAGUAUCGCACCAACUAUUGAAGAUGAGCUCUGUGCCGAAUGUCAGCUCAGGCAAUCUCAGCUUCCUAGAAGACCUUUGAUUUAUCAGCACUCCCCCAAUCGACUGUACUGCAAAUAUGACCUGUACCCUGAUUUGCGGAAUGUCUGUCUCUCGUCUGAGUCGGACCUUGCCGAACCCGUACCUCACGUUGACGACGAAACGGAAGCUGCUCCAUCCUUAAAGCUCUCCCUACAAGACGAUACAACCAGCGAAAAGCUUCCCAUGCUGUCGAAAAUGCUCGAUGAAAAGCUUAUCAUCGUCCAACUACCAACCAAAAGCUUCGCCCGCGAUGAGGAUAGUAAACGACUUGGAAAAGCUCGGCUGCAAAAGCACUCCAAAGAAAAUUAUCCCACAGCAGUCACCCAGCAAUGCAAAGCGCUAAAAGCUUCCGCCAGUAAAUCCCACAGUUUAUCGUCAGUUUAUCAACUAGACAAUAAUUACAGUUGGACCGCACGGAAUGCCAAAAGAGCUUCGUUAUCGUUACAAAAACUACACAGGCGAUCGUAGAUAAGGAUCAUAGUUAAUUUUUAUUUUUAUUGACCCCUAUUUUGUAAGAGAAAUAAGUGUUAGUACAUAUUGUACCAUGUUGCGAAAUGCAAAACAAACACACAAAUGUUAAAUACAAAAGUAUAGCGCCUAGUCAAAAAAAAAAAGGAACGGUAGGGAUAAGGGCUUGGCAUGAAGGACGCUACUGUUGGGGUGUGGAAGCACAAUAGUACGUAUAGUAUCUUAAGUGAUUUAACGUGACAACGCUCUUCAGAAAAAUUAAAAUUUUGUGAUAAAGCAAUGGAGCAUAACGAUUUUUUUAAUAUAGGGAGUUAUAAAUGAAGUAGGAAACAAAUUCACGCUACUUUCUGUAUGGCUUUUGAAAAAUCAAACAAUCCAAGAGAGUAUCCGUGGUUUUUAUCAGUGUGUGGAAAACGAUCUCAGACAUUAUUCACAUUUUUUUCCAGAACUGAAAGCAUGACUAAAAGUUUUGAAAUCUUUCAAAUUCUCUUUUUGUGAUUACUCUGAACUUUUACAAACACUAUGCAGGACAUAAACCCUUCCUCAUUCAAGUACAGUGAGUAAAUUGGAGUCCAGUUUCUCGAUAAAGUAUCGGUUGCACUUGGAGGACUUUGACGGGUUAAAAAGUUUGACGAU
Messenger RNA from Aedes aegypti (yellow fever mosquito), 3593 nucleotides. RefSeq names its product pyrokinin-1 receptor. Gene Ontology annotation, molecular function: neuropeptide receptor activity. Gene Ontology annotation, biological process: neuropeptide signaling pathway. Gene Ontology annotation, cellular component: plasma membrane. The transcript has 7 exons. The record is from RefSeq and is a predicted model, not a curated record. The coding region runs from base 437 to 1876 and encodes 479 amino acids. Lineage: Eukaryota; Metazoa; Arthropoda; Insecta; Diptera; Culicidae.